Molecule: messenger RNA, 4359 nt
Organism: Fusarium coffeatum
Lineage: Eukaryota; Fungi; Ascomycota; Sordariomycetes; Hypocreales; Nectriaceae
Exons: 15
Coding region: 1-4359 (1452 amino acids)
Biological process (GO): NAD+ biosynthetic process
Cellular component (GO): cytoplasm
Molecular function (GO): NAD+ synthase (glutamine-hydrolyzing) activity; ATP binding; glutaminase activity
Source: RefSeq, a predicted model, not a curated record
AUGAGGUUCGUCGACUUCGCUAUCGACCUCGCAGCCGUGCUCAAUGCCUCUCGAGGCGUCGCCGCCAAGCAUGUCGCUCUUCGAGGUCGCCAGAUCGACACUUAUAGCCGAACAUCGAGCGUCGCUGCGGCAUUGAGAAAGCGAAAUGCUCAGAAGAGCCCACCGACAGCAGAUGCGACACAUACUGCUACGAGGCCGAAUGAUGACGUGACUUACGGGCAGACUGCACGAGAGACGGAUUCUAUAAUCGAGACGGCGAAAGAUAGACAAAAUGUCCAACCGGAAUCUACGAGCACCGAACGAGCUCCGUUCAGUAGUCCGAUACCAAAUCUCAGGCCGAGUCCACAGCAACAAGCUACAUCCGAACCGGCCAAGGAGGAUGAUCUUGAUUUACCACCCGGAGUCGACAUCAACAUCUUCCAUACGGCACGAGGUUCCAAGGUCCUCGAUUCCCUACGAAAGCAAGGCAGACCUGGUGCACCACCUGCAAGACCUGGAGCCGGAGGUCCCGUGAAGGAGCAUCCCAUGAGAAAUUGGCCUCCUCCCCCACCCCGUCCAGAGGAUAUCUUCGAUGCGGAGCCCGAGAAGCCCCAAGAACCUGUCACAAAAUAUGUGGAACCUACGGAACCCGCGAAGUCUGUAGAGCAGAAGCCUACGCCUGUGCAGGAGAAGUUUGCGGAAACAAAGACUGUAGAGGAGACACCCGUGCCUGAACCAGAGAAGGUCGCUCCGGUUGUCCCUGAAGCUGAUAAGAAGAUCGAUGAAGACGUCAUCCAGGCCGCAAAAGAGAUUGCUGGAGAUGCAGUAGCACCCUCAGAAACCCCACAUGCUCUGAGAGAGUCCAGUGUUCCCUCGUCACGCAUCAGCCGAAUAUGGAAUUAUGGUGGCCUUGCUGCUGGCAUGUUGGGAGGUGCCAUGACCGAAGGCUUCAGCCGAGCUUUUAGUGGCGGUGGUCAGGGAUCCGUCCUCUUGAGUGAGAAGAACAUGGAACGCCUGGUUGCCAAACUCUCGCGGAUGCGUGGUGCUGCUUUGAAGCUUGGUCAGAUGAUGAGCUUCCAGGACACCAAGAUGCUUCCGGCUCCCAUCCAACAGGUCCUUCAACGCGUUCAGGAUCGUGCUGAUUACAUGCCCGCUUGGCAGCGUGAUCGUGUGCUCGUCGCCAAUCUCGGUCCUGAGUGGAGGGAACUAUUUAGCGAGUUUGAAGAAAAGCCCAUCGCCGCGGCUUCGAUCGGACAAGUUCAUAAGGCAGUUUUGAAGAAUGGCAAGCGAGUGGCUGUCAAAAUUCAGUUCCCUGGUGUUGCCGACUCAAUCAACUCAGAUCUCGACAAUCUCAGCCUUCUCCUUACAGCAACUAAGCUUCUACCCAGAGGCCUAUAUCUCAAUAAGACAAUUGACAAUGCACGACUGGAACUUGGUUGGGAGUGCGACUACGAGCGCGAGCUUCAGUGCGCUCAGCGCUACAAGGAGCUUCUUGGAUCGUCUGAGAAGGAUGUUUUUAUGGUGCCGAGUGUCUACCCUGAAGCAUCCGGCAAGCAAGUCCUCACUAUGGACUUCAUGGAUGGCAUUGGCGUGACCCGCAUCACAUCCUUUACUCAGGAGCAGCGCGACUGGAUCGGCACACAGAUUCUUCGACUCUGUCUCCGUGAGAUCACCGAGUUCCGUUUCAUGCAGACGGAUCCUAACUGGACAAACUUCCUCUAUAACGAAGACCUCAAUAUGCUUGAGUUGCUCGACUUUGGAGCUUCUCGCGAGUAUCCCGAUGAGUUUGUUACCCAGUACGUACAGCUCCUUGCUGCGGCCUCUCGAUCCGACAAGGCCGCCGUCAAGGAGUUGUCUGAGAGUCUUGGUUACCUGACAGGCCAUGAGAGCCGCACUAUGGUCGAGGCACACACAAAGUCUGUUCUUACACUCGCUGAACCUUUCCUUGCCAACGCGCCCGACAUCUACGACUUCAAGGACCAGACUAUUACAGAGCGUGUGAAAGCACUGAUCCCUGUGAUGCUUCAAGAGAGACUUGCACCCCCGCCUGAGGAGACAUACAGUUUGCACCGCAAGCUCAGUGGUGCCUUCCUCCUGUGUGCCAAGCUGGGUAGCAAGGUUCCUUGUAAGGUGAUGUUCGAGGAGGCUCUUGCCAAAGGAGGGUACAGUAAGGCGUUUGGUAUGCCGCUAUCGCACCUACCUCAGCUUUUCUAUCGACGGCAUCUUCAGUUCAAGAUGGCGGAUUUAAUCACUUUGGCGACAUGUUCCCUCAAUCAGUGGGUGCUGGAUUGGGCGGGCAACCUUAAGAGAAUCCGCAAGAGUAUCAUCUUGGCCAAGGAAGCUGGAGCUACUCUGAGAACGGGUCCUGAGCUUGAGAUCACAGGCUAUGGAUGUUUGGACCAUUUCCUUGAGGCUGACGUCUAUGAUCACUCCCUGGAAUCACUCCUCGCAAUCUUGGCUGAUACCGAACUCCAUGGCAUCCUUAUUGAUGUCGGUCUUCCUCUUAUGCACAGGGGUUGUCGGUACAACUGCCGUGCCAUUAUCCUCGACGGAAAGCUUUUGUGUCUUCGACCCAAGAUCUAUCUCGCUAAUGAUGGAAACUUCAGAGAGAACCGCUUCUUUACUCCUUGGAACAGACCGAGAUAUGUUGAGCAGUAUAACCUUCCUCCUGGUCUACAGAAGCAUCAAGGUGUUCGACAAGUUCCUAUUGGUGAUGUUGUUCUAUCUCUCAAUGAUACAACUGUCGCUGCUGAGACGUGCGAGGAACUUUUCACUCCCCAGGCACCUCACAUCAACAUGGCUCUCAAUGGCGUCGAAAUCUUCACCAACUCCUCUGGCUCUCACCACACAUUGAGAAAGCUCGAUGAGCGCAUCGCCCUGAUUUCCGAAGCAACCCGCAAGAGCGGCGGUAUUUACCUAUACGCUAACCAGUCCGGCUCCGAUGGAGACAGACUUCUUUACGACGGUUCAUCCCUUAUCAUGGUGAACGGCAACAUUGUGGCCCAAGGUGCUCAGUUCAGCUUGGACGACGUCGAAGUGGUUACAGCGACCGUGGAUCUCGAAGAAGUUCGUGCCUAUCGAUUUGCCCCAUCUCGCAACUUCCAGGCUGUCCAAGCACCAGUGUAUGAAAGAAUUGAGGUCGACUUUAGCCUAAGCGCGGAAGACCUUGACAUUGACCUUCUACGAGCUCCAACACCUCCUAGACCAGCCAGAUAUCACGUCCCCGAGGAAGAAAUUGCCCUUGGUCCCGCUUGCUGGCUCUGGGAUUACUUACGACGAAGCAAGGCUUCUGGUUACCUUGUACCCCUUUCUGGAGGUAUCGAUUCGUGUGCGACCGCCACUAUCGUCUUCAGCAUGUGUCGGCUUGUUGUUGCGGCCAUCAAGGCAGGCAACGAAGAGGUCAUUGAGGAUGUCAAGCGAAUCGCUGUGUACUCUGAUAAGCUGCCCGAAACUGCUGAGGAGUUCUGUAGCCAGAUCUUCCAUACCAUUUACAUGGGCAUGGAGAAGCAGAGCAGCAAGGAGACUCGCCAGCGUGCCAAGGAUCUCUCCGAGCGCAUUGGAAGCUACCACACUGACAUGAACAUCGACGAUACUUUCAACGCCACAAAGAACCUGCUCACUCAAGGCACUGGAUUUGAGCCCAAAUUCAAGGUCCAUGGAGGAUCAGCGACUGAGAACUUGGCUCUACAAAACAUUCAGGCCCGUAGCCGUAUGGUCAUUGCCUAUUACUAUGCCCAAAUGCUGCCAACAGUACGACAGCGACCAGGAGGAGGCAGUCUACUUGUUCUUGGAUCCAGCAACGUCGAUGAGUGCCUACGAGGAUAUCUUACCAAGUACGAUUGCUCUUCGGCUGAUGUGAACCCCAUCGGCAGCGUUAGUAAGACAGACUUGAAGAGGUUCAUCGCUUGGUCCGCCAAGAGCUUUGACAUGCCUAUCCUGGAGGAAUUUAUCCACGCUAUUCCUACGGCCGAGCUUGAGCCUAUUACCGCAGACUAUGUUCAGAGUGACGAAGCUGAUAUGGGCAUGACAUAUGACGAGCUCUCUCGUUUCGGGCGUCUACGUAAAGAAAGCAAACUCGGCCCAUACGGCAUGUUCCUCCGACUUCUUGAGGAAUGGGGUGGUGAGGGCAAACUGACCCCGCGAGAAGUUGCCACCAAAGUCAAGCGAUUCCACGGAUUCCAUUAUAUCAACAGACACAAACAAGCUGUGGCAACACCUGCUGUCCAUGUCGAGAACUACUCUCCAGACGAUCACCGAUUUGAUCUUAGACCCCUGGUUUACCCCUCACCAUGGAAUAGUUGGUCUUUUGAGAAGAUUGAUAAAAGAGUUGAGGCUAUGGAAAAGGCUCUGGAGAAGAAGAAGGCUGCGUCUUUAAAGUAA